This is a messenger RNA of Penicillium hordei, 1155 nucleotides long. RefSeq names its product intradiol ring-cleavage dioxygenase. The record is from RefSeq and is a predicted model, not a curated record. Gene Ontology annotation, molecular function: oxidoreductase activity, acting on single donors with incorporation of molecular oxygen, incorporation of two atoms of oxygen; ferric iron binding. Bases 1 to 1155 code for a protein of 384 amino acids. The transcript is spliced from 5 exons. Lineage: Eukaryota; Fungi; Ascomycota; Eurotiomycetes; Eurotiales; Aspergillaceae.
AUGGUUCAUCUCGCAUCUGCUGUUGCCAUCGGCCUGACUGCUCUGACUGGCAUCGUGUCCGCUCACCCAGGACAUGAUGUUGGAGCCGAAGCUGCUGAGCGGGCUGCAUUCUUGAAAAGUGCCCCUGUUCACUCGCGCAGCCUUGCGCAAUGCUCUUCUCGCCUUCAGCGUCGAGGCCAGCAGAACCGAAAUGUGGCCCGUCGUCACAGGGCCGUGAAGAACAUUCGUCGCCGCCUUGGACUUCAGCCUACCAGCCACUUGCUCAAGGCGCGCUCUGAUAGCGCCCUGGACACUUCGCACCACUCCAACCUCACGGGAGUGGAUUCUUCUACCGACCCCGAUGUGUUGUUUGGCACUGAUGCUACCUGCAUUCUCGCACCCGAUGUCACCCAGGGACCCUACUAUGUCACCGGUGAGCUAAUUCGUGACAACAUGGCGGAGUCCCAGGGGGGUAUUCCUCUCUACAUGGACAUCCAGCUGAUCGACACCAACACCUGCGAGCCCAUUCCGGAGAUCUACAUGGACUUGUGGCACUGCAACUCCACCGGCGUCUAUUCUGGAGUCGUCGCCAGUGGAAACGGCAACUCUGAGGAUCAGACUAACCUCAACACGACCUUCAAUCGAGGUAUCCAGAAGAGUAACAAGGAGGGUGUUAUCCAGAUGCAAACCACCUUCCCUGGCCAUUACACUGGCCGCGCAACUCACAUCCACGUCCUCACCCACCCAGCCAACGAGACCCAGGUCCUUGCAAACGGAACCCUUUCCGGUCUGUACUCCUCGCACUCGUCGCACGUUGGACAGAUUUUCUUCGACCAGGAUCUCAUCUCUGCCGCUGAUGAAAUCUACCCGUACUCGACCAAUACCCAGGAGGUGACCCUCAACUCGGACGACAGCAUCCUCGGCGAAGAGCUCGAUACCAUUGACCCCUUCAUGGAAUACGUCUAUCUGGGCGAUGAUCUCUCCGAUGGAAUCUUCGCUUGGAUCUCCGUUGGUAUGGACUCUACCGUCGACUCCAGUGUUUCCCCCGCAGCUUAUUACACUGAGCAGGGUGGUGUUGAGAAUGAAAAUGCCGGUGCUGCUAUGGGUGGUGGUGGUUCUCCCCCAGGCGGUUCCGCCAGCGGUGCUGCCCCAUCUGCCUCCCCCACGUCCUUCUAA